AAAUUCCUCACAGAAUAUAGCGAGAUACCAGAUGACAAGAUUCUCCCUCAUGUGUACGAGAUAAGAGACAAAGCAUGGGCUAUUCGUUCUUAUCCUUGUACUGGCCAAGGAUUGUUCUUGAAUUCUUUAAUCACAAGGAGUCCUGUGUAUUCAGAAGUCCUCGAAAAAUUGAAAGCUGGAGGCAGAUUGGUUGAAGUGGGAAGCUUUAUUGGGCAUGAUAUGAGGAGAAUGGCUUUCGACGGAGCACCAUCAAGCAACUUCUACGCCGUCGACAUCGUCAAUCACUGGGAUGUAGGCUAUUCUAUGUUUAAUGACCGCGAAAAAUUUCACGCUCACUUCAUCGAAAGCGAUAUCGUGCACACAAACUCACAACUCCAAGAACUAAACGGCACAGUGGACAUAAUCUAUAUCUCGAAAGUGUUCCAUCAAUGGGACUGGGACACCCAAUUCGCCGCACUCCGCUCCAUCAUUGCAUUGUCAAAACCUGGAGCCAUUGUAUUCGGCUUUCAUGCUGGAACAAUUCAAGGUGGACUUUUGGCUUAUUCAAAUGGUGGGCUUACGAUGUGGUUACAUGAUGAAACGAGCUGGACGAGGAUUUGGGAAGAAGCGGGGAAGGAGACGGGUACGAAGUGGGAUGCGGGGCAAGUUUCCAUGAGGGAUAUUUCUGAGAUGGCCAGCUCACCAGAAUCGUUGGCUUGGUUAGAUGGUAAUUGUCGGUUGAUGGAUUUUGUGGCUAGGAGGCUAGAGUGA
Mollisia scopiformis is the source of this 750-nucleotide messenger RNA. RefSeq lists its product as uncharacterized. The annotation marks the transcript as partial. The transcript has 3 exons. NCBI's taxonomy places the organism in Eukaryota, Fungi, Ascomycota, Leotiomycetes, Helotiales, Mollisiaceae. The record is from RefSeq and is a predicted model, not a curated record.